CCCUGCUCUAGAGGAAGUCACACGAGGUCCAGGCUGUCUGACCGGGGACAGACACACAGGAAGGCUUACUGCGUUCCAAAAUGGCAUCUUCCUUUUAUCAAGUUUUCCUAGUUAUUAGCCUCUGGGCUCCGAUGUAUUGUGUGUCCCCGCCCAGCCCCCCCAGCAAAGGAGCCCCCCGCCCACCCUCCGCGAGGAGCACCCCUGCCUCCCAGGUGGCCGCCAGCAACACCGACUUCGCCUUCCGCCUGUACCGGAGGCUGGGCUUGAAGGCCCCGAGUGAGAACAUCUUCUUCUCCCCGGUGAGCGUCUCUGCCUCCCUGGCCAUGCUCUCCCUCGGGGCCCGCUCGGCCACCAAGAGCCAGCUCCUCCAGAGCCUGGGGUUCAACCUCACGCGCAUGCCCGAGUCCGCCGUGCAGCAAGGCUUCCAGCACCUGGUCCACGCGCUCGGCGCGCCCAGCGCAGACCUGGACCUGAGCAUGGGGAGUGUCCUCUUCAUCAGGAAGGAGCUGCAGCUGCAGACAAGCUUCCUGGACAGCGUCCAGCGGCUGUACGGCUCCGAGGUCUCCUCCACGGACUUCUCCAACAGCUCCACCGCCCGGGAGAGGAUCAACAGCUACGUGGAGAAGGAGACCAAAGGGAAGGUUGUGGACUUAAUUCAGGACCUUGAACCUCAGACAGCCAUGGUCCUGGUGAACUACAUCUUCUUUGACGCCAAGUGGGAGAAGCCCUUUAACCCUACGUAUACGAGUAAAAUGUACCCGUUUGUGGUGGGCAAGACCACGGUGAAGGUCCCCAUGAUGCACCAGGUGGAGCAAUUUGCUUUUGGGGUGGAUCCGGAGCUGAACUGCUCUGUGCUGCAGAUGGACUACCGAGGAGACACCGCGGCCCUCUUCGUCCUCCCCAGCCCGGGCAGGAUGCGGCAGCUGGAGCAGGCCUUGUCCUCCAGGACCCUGACCAAGUGGAGCCACUUACUCAAGAAGAGGUGGAUAGAGGUGUUCCUCCCUAAGUUUUCCACUUCCACCUCCUAUGACCUGGAGACCGUGCUCCCGAAGAUGGGCAUCCGGGACGCCUUUGACAAAAAUGCCGAUUUUUCUGGAAUCACCAGGAAAGGCUUCCUGAAAGUUUCCAAGGUCACCCACCAGGCGGUGGUGGACGUCAGCGAGGAGGGCACCAAGGCCGCGGCGGCCACGGCCACCCAGCUCACGGCCCGCUCCAAGGACGGCUCCUCUCGCACCAUCUGCUUCAACAGGCCCUUCCUGAUGCUGAUCCUCAGCAGAGCCUCGCAGACCACGCUCUUCCUGGGGAAAGUGCGAGAUCCCACCCAGUUCCCGGCAGGGAAAGGCCUUUCUCGGACGACACGAUAACAACGCACAGGAAAUAACAAACCGCGUGGCUCACAGCGCUGUAUGGACCCACGGGUGGGGUCUCACACGUUGGCAGGUGUAGACCCCCGCGGGGCCUGGCCCAGAUGUCCUUGGGUGUGACCUUGAGCGUCCAGGGCUCCCACCUGGGCUUUGCUGUGCCUCACACAUCAGUCAGGCCAGAGCGCAUGCAGCCUGCAGCUCAGACGCAGCCGGGAGGGAGGAGCCUUAGUCUCCCAAGGGCCUCUCCGUGGGAACCGCUGUGCCAGCCCAACCAGCUUUCCUCUUGCUUCAUGGCUGUGAUUAAACACCUCUUCUUCACC
Messenger RNA from Eptesicus fuscus (big brown bat), 1684 nucleotides. Its product is annotated as serpin A9. The coding region runs from base 81 to 1364 and encodes 427 amino acids. Lineage: Eukaryota; Metazoa; Chordata; Mammalia; Chiroptera; Vespertilionidae. The record is from RefSeq and is a predicted model, not a curated record. Gene Ontology annotation, biological process: negative regulation of endopeptidase activity. The transcript has 5 exons. Gene Ontology annotation, molecular function: serine-type endopeptidase inhibitor activity.